This is a messenger RNA of Hymenoscyphus albidus, 1171 nucleotides long. The record is from the annotation of a GenBank genome assembly. Lineage: Eukaryota; Fungi; Ascomycota; Leotiomycetes; Helotiales; Helotiaceae.
GGGGCGCUGGCUAAGUCGGACAUUUGCAGCGUCAGAUUUGGAGCAAGGCAAGGCAAGCUCGAACCCCUCCCCUCAACGCCCCGCCAUUUCUAGCUUUGGGCAAUAAAGUACCUUCCCCCAACAACCACAACAUCAACAUCCUCUCAAGCAAAAUGGCAGAAGUAGACCAGUUCGAUAGUGCCCUGUAAGUUCCCACCCAUCCCUCGAAUCGCUCAUCCGACGCUUCGUCAGCUAAUGCCAUUCCCUCUCCCCAGCGACCUCCUCCGUCGUCUCGAUCCAAAACACACCACCACACACCUGAACUCCCUCAUUAACCUCGUCCCCUCCCUGACGGAAGACCUUCUCUCCUCUGUCGAUCAGCCUCUCACUAUCUCGCGAUGUCGUAAAACCGGUCGUGAUUAUCUUCUCUGCGACUACAACCGGGACGGCGAUUCCUACCGCUCACCAUGGAGCGGGGAAUUUGAGAAUCCGGCUGGAGGCACCGGUCUAGGGGGUGCAGAUGACUUUGGAAACAAUGAGGGCGCGGGAGAAGGGGCGGUUCCCAGUGAGAGAGUGAGGGCGAUGGAGGUUCGAGCUAACGAGGCCUUUGAUGUUUAUCGGGAGUUGUAUUAUGAGGGGGGCGUUAGUAGUGUUUACUUUUGGAAUUUGGAUGAUGGGUUUGCGGGCGUCGUGCUUUUGAAGAAGGGUUCGUUUUCUCCUCUUCUCUUUUAUACAACUGUUCCAAAUGUUACAGUAUUGGAUUUGGGAAGUGUUUUGGGGCUUUACUGAUCUAAGAGCAGUCGCAACACCAAACUCUGCCUCAGAAGGAACCUGGGACUCGAUCCACGUCUUUGAGGCUAUUGAUCGCUCCCGAACUGCCCAUUACAAACUCACUUCUACUGUCAUUCUUCAUCUCUCUACCACCUCUGACGCUCUUGGUGAGAUGGACCUGAGCGGAAACAUGACGAGACAGAUUGAGAGCGAUUUACCAGUUGAUGACGACACGAGUCACAUUGCAAAUAUUGGCAAGCUGGUUGAGGAUAUGGAGUUAAAGAUGAGAAAUCUGCUGCAAGAGGUUUAUUUUGGGAAGGCAAAGGAUGUGGUGGGUGAUCUGAGGAGUAUUGCUGAUUUGAGCGGAGAGAAGAAAGAGAGGGAGAGUCAUAGAGAGAUGAUAAACAGUAUGAAGCGGUGA